Darwinula stevensoni is the source of this 1280-nucleotide messenger RNA. The record is from the annotation of a GenBank genome assembly. NCBI's taxonomy places the organism in Eukaryota, Metazoa, Arthropoda, Ostracoda, Podocopida, Darwinulidae.
CACGAGUGGAAACAGACGCGUAGAAAGUGCGUGCCGACGAGAUGGAGGGCAGAUCGGAGGCUCUUUCCUCGCCAGGGGGACGGAUACUUGCGGUGAUGGGGACGUUUUUUGUGGUUCUCCUUCUCGUUCUCGUGUUGCUUCUGUCUCUCGUUCAUCACUCCAUCACGUAUUUGGGUCCUGCUCGAGACGGGCCGGACGGGGCUCGGUCGUGCUUCGGGAGAUGCGACACGGAGCACGACGGACGCUUCCCCUGUCAGUGCGACGACGGAUGUCUGAUCCGGGGCGAAUGCUGCAUGGACUUCUACUUGAGUUGCGAUGGGUCGUCAGGUUCGACGGUUGCCCGAGAUUUUUUUUCCUUCGUCGUCGGGUGGAUUCGUGAUUCGUACCACUCCUUUUUAGGACCGGUUACGGACGAUGAAUUAAGGGCCUUUGCGGAAUUCCUGCUGGAAAUGGACCAGAACAACGUGGGAAGACUCCUCAAGGUCAACCUUCAAGGUCACAUCAGCGAGACCGGAGAAGACGCAGCACCUGGACCUCUCUUUGCGGGCAAAUUGCCCGACGAGGUCGUCUCCAUCGAGACCGUAUCGAAGAUGAUGGCCCUUUUUAACAACUACAAGCCGAACACGACCGAGCCGGAGAACGAGACAUCGGAAGAAAAGAUGUGGCAAUCGUUCCUCGACUCCGUCAUCUCAACUCCCAUCGUAAAAUCCGCUCAUAAUUUCCUCGUGCAAAAGGGAGCGAUCCAGGACGACGAAGCCGCCUUCGAGGCGCGGCUGAGAGCGAUGUGGUUCGACAUGUACCCGAGGGUCAACGGCACCAGCCCGGGCUCCAGCGGGUUCGAGCACGUCUUCAUGGGGGAACAGAGGACAAACUCCGUGAUCGGGUUCCACGGCUGGCUUUUUUUCUACGCGCAAGAACAGCAGGGACGCAUGGACUAUCUCGGAUACAAGGCCUUCAGGAACCUCACCGACAAGGGCAUCUUGCUGGAAAAUUCCUUCAACUGGGACGGGAAGAAGAAGCCCAUCAGCAGCAUGUUCAUCGGCGCCAGUCCCGAACUGGAGAUGGCCCUCUUCACGGUCUGCUUCGUCGCACGGCCCGGUCUCUCCUGCCCCAUCAGACUCGGCGGGGAAGGACUUCACGUCGAGACGCACGUGAUGGAGUACGCCGGAGAAAGCCACGUGGGAACUGCAUUUUUCAAUAUUUCCGGUUGAUCGUCCUUCGAAAUACACUUAUUUAAAACUCGGUCGUUCGCCGAAUCGCUCGCCAUGUCGAACCUCGAG